UGAAAAAAAUGGAAUCACGCAUUGAAAGCUGUUGAAUUUUAUCAAAUUUUCUUCGAUUUUGAUCGUUGAUCGCUUGCACGAUGGCUGAGGCAAGAAGUGCAGUACUCGAGCCACGGGUUGAGUACAUUGAAGAAGGAAGGGAGCCAGGGAAAGACUUUGUGAGGGCCCUCACAAAAAGUGUUCGGAGACGAUUUUUCAGGACUCGUAAUCUCAUCAGAAAUGGCAUGUGGCCGACCUCCAUAUGGAAUCUCGGACUGACCGUCGGGCUCCUGUCUCUCUGUCUGAUCGGCGAUUGGUCAUUCGUCCAACCAAUCAACAGACUGCUAUGGGCGCUAGCUGAUUUCCUACACAUACAUCCCGGGAUCCCGUUUGGUAUACGAAUCAUCCUAGUUACGUUCUCAAUGGGGUUCCUGUUCUUCUUGGUGCUACUCCACGUUCGGCGGUAUACACUCAGGGUACUUCUGUCGUAUAGAGGAUGGAUGUAUGAAAGACCUCAUUCUCAGUCAUGGAGAACCGUGUUCUGGGCGGUCGUCGUCAUGUUGUGGCGAGGAUACAGUCCAAUCACGUACAGCUACCAGCAAAGUUUACCCAGGAUGCCUGUGCCGCCGUUAAAGGCGUCCUUAGCGAGAUUCUUGGGCAGCAUUGAGCCUCUUUAUGACGAGGAGAAGUUCAAGGAGUUGAAAUCUCAGGCCGAGGAUUUUGAAAAAACUUUAGGUCCGAAACUACAGAAGAUUUUGCAGCUGAAAUCGUGGUGGGCACAAAACUAUGUCACAGAUUGGUGGGAAAAAUAUGUUUACCUUAUGGGAAGAAGCCCAAUAGCCAUUAACAGUAACUACUAUGCACUUGACCAGAGUUAUUGGACCCCCACGAAGAGACAAGUUUCCAGGGCCGCUGUCGUCGUCUACCAAUUCGUGCGAUUCAAGCGAUUGCUCGAUCGCGAAGAGGUUCCCCCGCUGCUGAUUCGUAACACGAUUCCUCUCUGUAUGAACCAAUACGAACGCGCCUUCUCGACGACGCGAAUACCUGGCGAGGAUAUCGAUGAACUCGUCCAUUAUGAUUCCGCCGUUUCUAAGCAUAUCAUAGUAAAAGCUAAAGGCCUGUUGUAUAAAUUAGACAUGUUUGAUUCACUGGGGGCGCCACUGGCAGUGCAGCAUCUCGAACACCAGCUACAGUGGAUAUUAGACGACGCCACCAAACAAUACGAUGAGGUAGGAGAAAUUGACAAAGCCGUCAGUGCGUUGACGGGCCUAAACCGAACAGAAUGGCACCGUAUACGAAAGAAGCACUUUAGGUCUGGAAUCAAUAAGGAAUCAAUAGAUGUAAUCGAAAAGGCCAUAAUGUUUGUCAUCCUGGACGAUAUUUCCAUUGAUGGCAUGAGUAACCGUGGGAAGUACCUCCUCCAUGGCGAUGGUACCACAUUCUGGUUCGAUAAGUCGCUUAAUCUAUGUUUCUUCACGGACGGCCGCCUCGGAAUGAACGUCGAGCACGCGUGGGGUGACGCACCAGUCAUGGCCCACAUAUCAGAAUAUGUCAUGACUAACGAGAUAGAACAGUACGACGAAUUUUAUACGAAAGAUGGAUUUGUUUGUCCUAUACGUAACAAAGAGGAAGUCAUCGAAGAAAUUCGCUAUACCUCAGAAGGCUACGCCAUUCCGGAACGAACGCAACGUGUCCACAUGAUGAGGCAGCCUUUGCGACUAUUAUGGGAUAUCAACGAGGAAUUGGGGACGAAGAUUACACAGGCAGUGGAACACAACAGAGUGAAUAAUGAUGACCUUGACCUCUGUGUUCGCGACCACAGCUCCUAUGGCAAAGGUUUGAUGAAGAAGCUGAAGGUUAGCCCCGACGCCUACAUCCAGUUAGCGUUGCAGCUAGCCUACUAUCGCGACGCGGGUAAAUUAACGCUUGUUUACGAGUCCUCCAUGACCAGGCUGUACCUCCAUGGCCGCACAGAGACAGUGCGAUCUCUGACAAAGGAGUCGUACGCGUUUGUGAAAGCUUUCAGUGACAGCUCCACACCCCCUGAUGUGGUCAAAGCCCUCCUCAGAAAAGCAUGUGAUGUACACCAGGGAUUAUACAGAGACGCGAUGAAUGGCAAGGGUCUCGAUCGACACAUGUUUGCCUUAUAUGUCGCUUGCAAGGGUUCAGGAAAUGAGAGUGAAUUCUUGCAUAAUGCGAUGACGAUUCCUUGGACGCUAUCGACCAGUCAACAGCCGCAGCAACAGAUAGCGGGAACGCCAGACUGUAACUUGCCACUCUACGCCAACAAGGUCUGCCCUGGCGGUGGAUUCGGCCCCGUCUCCGAUGAUGGCUACGGGGUCUCCUACAUGAUCCCCGGCGACAAGAAAGUCUUCUUCCACGUCUCGUCCAAGAAAAAAGCGCCGCAGACCGACUCAAAGCGCUUUAUGGAUUUACUGUUUGAAGCGCUUGACGAUAUGAGGAAAUUAUUCGCAGGACCGCCCGUCGAAGAAAACGGCCAUGUUGGUAAAUCUUAAAGGCGGUAUCAAUGGAUAUUACAACUACAAAUUACGAAUUACGAAUUACAAUCUCAUCUCAGAUCAUUUCAUGUAUGGAUUAGAAGUUCCAAAUACAAAUACAGUAGAACCUCUCUAUUAAGGACACCCUCGUGACUGACAAGUGCUGUCCUUAUUAGAGAGGUGUCCUGAUUAGAGAGGUCAAAUUGAAUGGUAACAACCACAUU
Molecule: messenger RNA, 2701 nt
Organism: Lineus longissimus
Lineage: Eukaryota; Metazoa; Nemertea; Pilidiophora; Heteronemertea; Lineidae
Product: carnitine O-palmitoyltransferase 1, liver isoform-like
Exons: 16
Coding region: 81-2495 (804 amino acids)
Biological process (GO): fatty acid metabolic process; carnitine metabolic process
Cellular component (GO): mitochondrion
Molecular function (GO): carnitine O-palmitoyltransferase activity
Source: RefSeq, a predicted model, not a curated record